Beta vulgaris subsp. vulgaris (sugar beet) is the source of this 2058-nucleotide messenger RNA. RefSeq lists its product as uncharacterized. The record is from RefSeq and is a predicted model, not a curated record. The transcript has 4 exons. Bases 345 to 1343 code for a protein of 332 amino acids. NCBI's taxonomy places the organism in Eukaryota, Viridiplantae, Streptophyta, Magnoliopsida, Caryophyllales, Amaranthaceae.
AGGAAAAAGGAGUAUUAGUCUCCUAAAGUCAACAAUUCCAUAACUUAUGUCUUCUUCCUUACUCUUCCAUGGCACUUGGUAAACAUUCUUUUUCUCUGCCAAAAACCAUUCAUCCAAUCCAUCUUCUUCCUCAACUCAACAAUGCAAAAUUAUUUACUCCAAUUUCUUUUUUCCAAUUACUGAUUUGAUUCUCUUAAUUCCAGUAUAAGUGGCCAUGAAAUUUCUCACCAAAAAUACAACAAUCAACAAACUUCCUUAUCUCAUCUCUCACCUCACCACCACCUACGAGGCUAUGAACCACCUUUUCAUACACCACAAUUUCAGUCACAAAUUCGCUGGAAAACAUGACACAAAGAGAACCCCAAAAAAAAGAGAAAACCCCUAUUUUUCUCUCUAUCUCCUUUGCUUCGGGUUCCUCACCUACAUUACCACCACCGUCUGCCACUUGUUUGGGCGACGCCAUAACCCCACCUGCCACCGUUGCUCGCCGAACACAUGCGUCACCACCCGCACCCAACCACACCAGCACCCGCACCUCCUUUGCUCUCUCUUCCUCGCAUUCUCCUUCUCGCCCCUCUCUCGUGCCCAGUUGUACCGCACCAGCCCGAAUUGCUCCGUCGUCUCGUUGCGUUGUUGUUGGCCAUCGUCAUCGACCUCCUCGCCAGAGCCGGAGCUCGUUCCCCCUGUCUCACUCUUUGUCGUCCCUGCUCCUAGUAGCAGAGAUGAAAAGGAGUAGAGCGAAGCUUAAUGUUGGACAACAUCAUAUUCCACCUUAUGAGAGACAACGUUUAGAGAGUGUGAGGUUUAACGAAGAAAGAAUGAAAGCAAAAGGGUUUGGUAGUUUGGCAAACAAGUCAUUACUCGACAAAACUCAGGAGAUUCUCAGUGGAUGGAGAGAUGAUGAAAUAUUUUCAUCUGAUGACGAGUACUUCACAUCAGACUAUGAGGGUUAUGACGAGGAGAACGAAACUAAUAAUGAUGCGCGGGAAAAUACUAUGGAGGUGGAAAAAGAGGGAGUGAAGCACCCAUUAUCUCAACCAUUAUCUAUGAGGGAUUUUGUGCAUAAAAAUGGGCAACGGAACCAACAAGCAAAGGAUAACACACAAUCUGAAAAUGUCGAGCAAAACAGGCAAAAAUCUGUGGGGACUGCCCAACCUGCAAAACAGCAAAUGACAAAGGAUACUGCACGCCCUCAAAAGCAACAACCAAAGGGAAAGACACAAGAAAAGGAGUAUUGUAUUCCGGGUCUAUAUCUUCAUUCGCUUGUUUCGGCAAAAGCAGUUAGAAAAUAUGCGACACACCACAAACACAGAAUCUCCUAUUACCGAUGGAAUGACACAUGAAGCAAACUUGGAAAUUCAGAUUCCUUCCACUAUAAUAAGAAAUGAUGAAGUUGAACAUGAAUUGGAGCAACAACCAAUAAAUGAAGAAAUAGAAGUGGAAUCUCAACCAAAUGAAAUAAUAGAGGAAGCUUUUAAGAGUAAAAAGCAACGAGGUCCAACAACGUUAACAAAGGUCCACUCGCGUACAAGCAAGAGAAGAGCGUGAAGCUAUUGUACUGAACUCAAUCGGCCAACCAGUUGGACCAACAAAAGAAGUUGUUGAUGAAUUUAGCCUCUUUUUGGGUACAGUUGCUAGGGAUUCCGAGCUUGCGCCUCUUAACUAUAGAAAAUUCAAACUUUUGUCCACACUUGACAAAAUAUGGGAUUAUGUUUUGGUAUGUUCCUUUCAUCGUUUCUUUUCUAUGUAAGCUCAUUCAUCAAACUAAAAACAUGUAUAUACUACUAAUUGAGCUCAUUCAUUGGACCGAAUACCUUAUAUACUACUAAUUGAGCUCAUUCAUUGUUGGGUUAGGAAAAGUACAUGGUUCCUGAUCAAGGGAAAAAAUGGGUUUUCGAAUCUAUAAAUGCAAGUUGGCGUGGUCAUAAAUGUAGGGUAAAGCAAAAGCACUACUAUGCACAUGAAACUGAUGAGAAAAGGUGGGAAAAUCGUCCAAAAACAGUUUCCGAUUCCCAAUUUAAAGAUCUUUUGGAAUACUGGAAUUGUUCACUAAUCGAG